Dermacentor silvarum is the source of this 579-nucleotide messenger RNA. RefSeq lists its product as uncharacterized. The transcript is spliced from 3 exons. The record is from RefSeq and is a predicted model, not a curated record. Lineage: Eukaryota; Metazoa; Arthropoda; Arachnida; Ixodida; Ixodidae. Bases 169 to 579 code for a protein of 136 amino acids.
CGAACAGGUCCUUUCUCUUUCCCCCUUUGUGCGUCUAUGUGCGUGCGUGCGUUUGCACGUGUGUGUUGCGGCAUAUCCGCGAUCGACAUUGUCGUGCUCAGAGCAGCUUGUAACUGAGCUUCACCCUUCGCAUUUCUCGCAGGUGGUCAGCCGGCCGAAUUCGAGCCCAUGUUCAACCUCUGGACAGCUUGCAAAGAAAGGGGUUCCGUCAUGGAUGACGAACUCAAGAAUGUGCUAGCAUCCUUUGGACUCAACGUUCGCAAUGCCGCCACAGUCACCACAAGCGACGUGCUACAGGCGGCGGGUAUCCUGCUGUACAAGCUCGACAACGCGCCCAUCGUUUCCGUGGAGCUCAUCACGAAUCCUUCGAACGCAACGUCGAAGUUAAUAGCGUUAGGGGAGCCCGACAUCCUCGUGAGCCGAGCGGACGUUGAGCUUCCCGCCAGCAAGAAGAAACUCUCGGCUCUGGCCUGCAAAUUUUUCGCCUCGUGGGCGCAGUCAGGAGAUCGAAACGACACCCUGUGCGACGCUGUUGCGGAUGUCGCCUUCGAACUGGCCAAGGUUCCUCACUUCGCUUAA